Messenger RNA from Rhinopithecus roxellana (golden snub-nosed monkey), 2911 nucleotides. It is a transcript of the gene ARHGAP22, whose product is annotated as Rho GTPase activating protein 22. Gene Ontology annotation, cellular component: focal adhesion. The record is from RefSeq and is a predicted model, not a curated record. NCBI's taxonomy places the organism in Eukaryota, Metazoa, Chordata, Mammalia, Primates, Cercopithecidae. The transcript is spliced from 11 exons. Gene Ontology annotation, molecular function: GTPase activator activity. Gene Ontology annotation, biological process: activation of GTPase activity; signal transduction. The coding region runs from base 335 to 2551 and encodes 738 amino acids.
AGCUUGGACAGCCACGCGUGCGCCCAGGCCGGGCAGAGGAACUGCCCCGCCCUGGUCCAGUGAUUGAUCAGCAGUGAUUACUGAGGCUUUAAUGGUCCGCUUGGAUGGGAAUUAAUUCUGGGAUGGAUAAAUAAUGCAUCGAGGUUGAUGUAGUCCAAGGCGAGCCGUCUGUCCGGAGCCGGGAGAGGUAGCCAAGGGAGCCUGACGGGUGACGCCAGCGGCCACGGGCCCCGAGCGAGCAGGGCAUGAGGGGCGACUGGGCGCGAGGACGAGCAAAAGCAAGUGGAUGACAGCAUGAUCGGCCCCGCGGGGCUGGCCAGACGGCUGCAAGAACAUGCUGAGCCCAAAGAUCAGGCAGACCAGGAGGGCCCGCUCCAAGAGCCUGGUGAUGGGGGAGCAGAGCCGGAGCCCCGGGCGGACGCCAUGCCCUCACAGGCUGGGCCCCGUACUGAAGGCAGGCUGGCUGAAGAAGCAGAGGAGCAUCAUGAAGAACUGGCAGCAGCGCUGGUUUGUGCUGCGUGGGGAUCAGCUUUUCUACUACAAGGACAAAGAUGAGAUCAAGCCCCAGGGAUUUAUUUCUCUACAAGGGACACAGGUGACCGAACUUCCUCCUGGCCCCGAGGACCCAGGGAAGCACCUCUUUGAGAUCAGUCCAGGUGGUGCCGGGGAGCGGGAGAAGGUGCCGGCCAACCCCGAGGCGCUCCUGCUCAUGGCCAGCUCCCAGCGUGACAUGGAGGACUGGGUGCAGGCCAUCCGCCGGGUCAUCUGGGCCCCGCUGGGCGGAGGUACUGCCCGUAGAUCGCAUGCCCACCCUCUAGAACCCUUGCCUCCAGGCAGCCCAGGGCCCAGCAUCUUGGUGUGUGUACUCCCAGCAUGUGUCCAGGCGACCAGGGCCCAGCCUCCUGGGAUCUUUGGGCAGCGCCUGGAGGACACAGUCCACCAAGAGCGGAAGUAUGGCCCCCGCCUGGCGCCCCUGCUGGUGGAGCAGUGUGUGGACUUCAUCCGGGAGCGCGGGCUCACUGAGGAGGGGCUGUUCCGCAUGCCGGGCCAGGCCAACCUGGUGAGGGACCUGCAGGAUUCCUUCGACUGUGGGGAGAAGCCACUGUUUGACAGCACAACAGACGUGCACACGGUGGCCUCCCUGCUGAAGCUCUACCUGCGGGAGCUCCCCGAGCCCGUGGUCCCCUUCGCCAGGUACGAGGACUUCCUCAGCUGUGCCCAGCUGCUCACCAAGGACGAGGGGGAGGGCACUCUGGAGUUGGCUAAACAAGUGAGCAACCUUCCUCAGGCCAAUUACAACCUGCUCAGAUACAUCUGCAAGUUUCUGGAUGAAGUUCAGGCAUACUCAAAUGUCAACAAGAUGAGUGUCCAGAACCUGGCAACCGUGUUUGGACCUAACAUUCUGCGGCCACAGGUAGAGGACCCAGUAACCAUCAUGGAAGGCACUUCCCUCGUCCAGCACCUGAUGACUGUCCUCAUCCGCAAACACAGUCAGCUUUUCACGGCACCGGCCCCGGAAGGGUCCACCUCCCCGCGCAGGGGCCCGCAAUGUGCAGUGGGGUGGGGCUCCGAGGAGGUCACCAGAGACAGCCAGGGAGAACCCUGCGACCCCGGCCUGCCGGCGCACAGGACCUCUUCCCUGGACGGAGCGGCCGUGGCGGUGCUCUCCAGAACAGCCCCCAUGGGAGCGGGGAGCCGGUGCAGCCCUGGGAAGAAGGUGCAGACCCUGCCCAGUUGGAAGUCCUCCUUCCGUCAGCCGGGAUCCCGAUCGGGAAGCCCGAAGGGGGGCGGCUCGUCCCUGGAGGUGCCCAUCAUCUCCUCCGGCGGGAACUGGUUCAUGAACGGGUUGUCCUCCCUGCGUGGCCACCGCCGGGCCUCAUCGGGAGACGGACUCAAGGAUUCGGGCUCCGUGCAGAGACUCUCCACUUACGACAAUGUGCCCGCGCCGGGCGUGGUCCCCGGCAUACCCAGCGUGGCCAGCAUGGUGUGGUCCGGGGCCUCCUCCAGCGAGUCUUCGGUGGGGGGCUCGCUCAGCAGCUGCACGGCCUGCCGCGCCAGCGACUCGUCCGCCCGCAGCUCCCUGCACACCGACUGGGCCCUGGAGCCCUCCCCGCUCCCCAGCAGCAGCGAGGACCCCAAGUCCCUGGACCUGGACCACAGCCUGGACGAGGCGGGCACGGGUGCCAGCAACAGUGAGCCAAGCGAGCCGGGCAGCGCCAACCGGGAGCACGCGCGCCGCUCCGAGGCCUUACAGGGGCUGGUCACUGAGCUCAGGGCCGAGUUGUGCCGCCAGCGGACUGAGUACGAGAGGAGUGUGAAAAGAAUCGAAGAAGGGAGUGCUGACCUGAGAAAACGAAUGUCUCGGUUAGAAGAAGAACUGGACCAGGAAAAGAAAAAAUACAUCAUGCUGGAAAUAAAGCUGCGGAACUCUGAGCGGGCGCGGGAGGACGCGGAGAGGAGGAACCAGCUGUUGCAGAGGGAAAUGGAAGAGUUUUUUUCGACCCUAGGAAGCUUAACUGCUGGGGCAAAAGGUGCCAGGGCCCCAAAGUAAAAGGAAUGGCAGAGCUUACUUCUGUGCUACGUCUGUUGGUCUCCAGCCAUGCACGGAGUCAGAAGCCUCUGUAUCUCUGGAGCAGCCAGGCGCUCUGGAACCAGCUGGAGAGAGAGAUCCUGAUACCUCUGUGGGGACUGUUGGGACCCCACACAUUCCAGAUGGGAUCAGAUGCUGCUCCAACCAUGCAGCUCGUGGUGAGGGUCAGAAGGGGACAGUACCAAGAGUAGCGCUUAGCCCUUACCCAGGAAAUGUCCUUCAUGGCCACAGAAAUGGAGGGCACCCACCAUUUCUGCCACAGGAUCCAGGCAGCCACUGGGAGCAGUUAGCUUUCUUUAUUAAAUGUGCUCACAGAGCAUA